AUGAAUAGUGAACUGGUGAAUAGUUUGGCAAAAAUGAUAAGUAGUCCACCACCGAUUUCCUUCCCACCUGUCUUUGGUUUUGUCACAAGGCGGUUCCUUCAUCGCAUAUCCCAAACUCAAUCACCACUUUCCCAACCCACCUCUCCUGCUACGCUAUCUGAUUCCUUUCCAGGAAACGUCAGAAUCGACUCGAUUGUUAGGAAACAAGUUUCCAGUUCCUUCAUGCCAUAUCCGCAAAUCAUCCGCCACUUUCCGUCAUCGGUGGCGGACUUAGUAGCGGCAGCAACCACAGUACACGCAGAGGUAGCAGUGUCGACAACUAAACAACACACAUCAGUGGCUAAGACGGAACCCUAUCGCUUUAUUUAUCAAUCGUUUACAAGCUUCAGAAGAACGAUAGAAACAACUCACUCGCUACCAGAUCUUUGGGAGCAUUUCUUUCUUACACAUCUUCUCCAUAUCAAAAUUUGGUACCACUUCCUUCUGUGGCUUUGCCUUCAAUCAGUUAAUUAUCUUCUUCAUCCAGUCGAAGAAGAAGGAGUUCAUCCUUUGGCAUCUAUGGAGUCUUACUUUACCAUAUUUCGAUCCCUAACCUGUAUGAUCCCCUACUGCUUCCCCAUCAGAGUCGCUGUUUUUCAACUGAUUGAGACCAGGUGUUUGAUACCUCAAAGAGAUGAACGUCUUCCAAGCACAAGAUUGAGUAAUACCAAACGAAGAAUAAAAAGGUAG
This is a messenger RNA of Lactuca virosa, 729 nucleotides long. The record is from the annotation of a GenBank genome assembly. NCBI's taxonomy places the organism in Eukaryota, Viridiplantae, Streptophyta, Magnoliopsida, Asterales, Asteraceae.